ACAGUUAAGUUAUACAUGUUUAGUGGUCUCGUGCUAACGACUGUGUGUUUAUUUUCUAACAGAUGUGUGCAUUGCAAUGUUGUGUACUCUGAUGUGGCCGCACUGAAGUCUCACAUUCAAGGUUCUCACUGUGAAGUCUUCUACAAGUGUCCUAUUUGUCCAAUGGCGUUUAAGUCUGCCCCGAGUACACAUUCUCAUGCCUACACGCAGCAUCCCGGCAUCAAGAUAGGAGAGCCAAAAAUAAUAUAUAAGUGCUCCAUGUGUGACACCGUGUUUACCCUGCAAACCCUCCUGUACCGCCACUUCGACCAGCACAUCGAAAACCAGAAGGUGUCUGUUUUCAAGUGUCCAGACUGUUCUCUCUUAUACGCACAGAAGCAACUCAUGAUGGACCAUAUCAAGUCUAUGCAUGGAACAUUGAAAAGUAUUGAAGGGCCUCCAAACUUGGGUAUAAACUUGCCUUUGAGCAUUAAGCCUACAACACAAAAUUCAGCAAAUCAAAACAAAGAGGACACCAGAUCCGUGAACGGGAAAGAGAAAUUGGAAAAGAAAUCCCCAUCACCCGUGAAAAAAUCUUUGGAACCCAAGAAAGUGGCCAGUCCUGGGUGGACGUGUUGGGAGUGUGACCGGUUAUUCACGCAAAGAGAUGUUUACAUUUCCCACGUGAGGAAGGAGCAUGGGAAGCAAAUGAAGAAGCACCCCUGCCGCCAGUGUGACAAGUCUUUCAGCUCAUCCCACAGCCUGUGCCGUCACAACCGCAUCAAGCACAAAGGCAUCAGGAAAGUUUAUACCUGCUCGCACUGCCCAGACUCCAGGCGUACCUUCACGAAACGGUUAAUGCUGGAGAAACAUAUCCAACUCAUGCACGGAAUUAAGGAUCCUGACUUGAAAGAAAUGACAGAAGCCACCAAUGAGGAGGAAACAGAAAUAAAAGAAGAUACCAAGGUUCCCAGUCCCAAGCGGAAGUUGGAAGAACCCGUUUUAGAGUUCAGACCUCCCCGAGGAGCCAUCACGCAGCCCCUGAAGAAGCUGAAGAUCAAUGUGUUCAAGGUGCACAAGUGCGCCGUGUGCGGCUUCACCACGGAGAACCUGCUGCAGUUCCACGAGCACAUCCCGCAGCACAAGUCGGACGGCUCGUCCCACCAGUGCCGCGAGUGCGGCCUCUGCUACACGUCGCACGUCUCCCUGUCCCGGCACCUCUUCAUCGUCCACAAACUGAAGGAGCCGCAGCCGGCGGCCAAGCAGAACGGGGCCGGCGAGGAGAGCCAGCAGGAGAACAAGCCUGGCCCAGAGGACGCGCCGGCCGACGGCCCCGUGUCGGACAGAACGUGCAAAGUGUGUGCAAAGACGUUCGAGACGGAAGCUGCCUUAAACGCCCACAUGCGGACCCACGGCAUGGCCUUCAUCAAAUCCAAAAGAGUGAACUCGGCGGAGAAAUAGCCGCGCACCCUUCCCGCGGAGAGUCCCGGUCCACAUUGGAAGCAAAGAGACGGUUUUCUUACAAAAAGUUGGCAGUUAUCAUAGAGUUAACAGUACUGUCUAGGCUGUUGCAAUAUAUCCUCCUUCCACUCCCUUCUCCGCCUCCUCCUGUAUAUCCUCCUCGAUUAAGUAUUAAAACAGUAUUUGAGUUGAAAAGAGUUUGUAUAUAUUUAAAUGAAUAACUUUUUAUACUCUUUGUUACAUGUUUAUAUCAGUAUUUAGUGGAAAAUGUUUUGAAGUUUUUUUUUUUGUUUCGUUCUUGGUUUUUUUGUUUUUGUUUUUGUUUUUUAACUUGGGUUAGAAUUUUUCUUUUUGUACUGUUUCUUUAAAACAGAGUUCUUAGUAACAGGGGCAGUUCCUGAAUUCAAAUAAACCAUUUUGUAUGUCACAGAUUUGAAUGGGUUAACUAAUUACAGGCUACGAUAAUGCCUUUUUUAGUGUUUUUAAUUUUUAGAAUUCACUACAUAAAUCGUAGGUGAUUGUAGGUCUCAAAAACACUAGGGACUUUUAAGUGUCUUAGCACCAUCCUCAACGUGCCUGCUCCGCCAGGGAGUGCUGGCCCCGCCAGGACCGCAGCCCGGCGUGUGGCGUCUUCUCCAGGCCAAACUGUGUCGAAAGCAGCCUUGCAGUUCGCUUCUUUCUCAGUGGGGGGAUGAAAACUUGGGCCAGAAAUCCAGUAAGGAACGUGGAUUAAUUCCGUCUCAGAAUGGGGAAGAAAGGUAUCCUAAAGGGAAAAAAACGGGGGUGCGGGGUGGCUGGGGGCAGCGGUGGCUCUCUGGGCCGAUUUGCAAGGCUGACUUCUAAAGAGCACAAGGAGAUAUAGCAGCGAAAGGGCUGGACUACUGUAAAAGUUACAAAUAUGUAGUUAGACCAAUAGAUUUAUAUAGUCAAGCUUUUGUCAUGUAAUUUAUUAACUACUGCAAAGACACAACUAAAAAUAUCAAGUAUUUCUCUGGCUCUUGACAGGAGAAAAAAAAAAAAAUCACAAUUGACUUAACCCUUUGCUGUCUAAAGAGUUGGCGUUUCCUGUUCAGGGUGCUACUGCCAAACAUCCUGGUACUUAGACUUGGGAUGCACAACUUCCACCUUAUUGAUGCAGCAGCCGGCGUGUCGCAGUUGGCCGUUCGAGUCAGCACUGAGCCACCUGGGUUUAGUUCAGCCAUUUCAAUAAGUAUCUUUAACAUCGGUAGUUGCGCUUUCUUAGUGCAGCCGAGGUACUCUUCUGUCCCUUCCAAACGUUUAUAGUUCUCUGGGAGAGUUAUACUUUUUGGUUUUGUGUUUUCUUUUGCAUUUUAUAUCUUGUAUUUAUCCCUAAACAUGUUUUGUACUUUUUUUUUUAAGAGAAGAAAUUCUUUUGUGUAUAUAUAGAUAUACUUGCAUGAUAUACUGUAGUCAACGUUCGGUUCCUCAAAAGGUCUUGCUGCUGUCAGGUGUCAUGCACUAACCAUAUCCAUCCUAACUGUAUUAAACACAUUUCAUAUGUAAAUAAACGUGGGACAUUUGGCC
This is a messenger RNA of Physeter macrocephalus (sperm whale), 2985 nucleotides long. RefSeq names its product zinc finger protein 532 (gene ZNF532). The record is from RefSeq and is a predicted model, not a curated record. The transcript is spliced from 6 exons. Lineage: Eukaryota; Metazoa; Chordata; Mammalia; Artiodactyla; Physeteridae. Bases 16 to 1440 code for a protein of 474 amino acids.